GCCCGCCGGGAAGGGAUGCGCGAGCCCCCUUCCUCCUUUUGCCGCCGCGGGCCCUCCUGCGCUUUUGCGCCUGAAGCCCGCCCGCAGUGGGACCGCGCCCGGGGACGGCGCUGCGGCCGGGACGGUGUGCCGAGCUGGGACCGCUUGCAUGGGCGAGGAGCGGCCCCCCAGCGCUCUCUCGGUGAGGAGGAAGGCGGGAGCCUGCCUGGGAAAAAUGAGAGUAGCGACGCUCGGUGCCAGACGAAGAGGAGCGAGGAGCGGCCGGUCGUCGUCCAGGUAUCAGCAGUAGAGGUCAACACCCCGGAGGAGAUGUUUGUGGAGAACGGGACGGACGCAAAGCUCCCAUGCACAUUCACAUCCGUAGAAGUGAUCAGCAGUGCAGCAUCUGUCUCCUGGAGCUUUCAGCCAGAGGGAGCAGCCACUCGUAUCUCAUUUUUCUAUUACUCUAAUGGCAAGUCAUACCCUGGAAAGGACAUACCAUUUAAAGACAGGAUCACUUGGGCUGGAGAUCUUAACAAGAAAGAUGCUUCUAUCACUAUAUCAAACAUGCAGUUCCGGGACAACGGCACGUACAUUUGCGAUGUCAAGAACCCACCUGACAUUGUUGUCAAACCAGGAGAAAUCCGAGUUAGAGUUGUGGAGAAAGACAGCCUGCCUGCGUUCCCCAUUGCCACCGUGGCGGGGAUAGCCAUCGGUACGGUUACAGGUCUCUCAUCGCUCAUCUCUAUUGUCGUGUGUCUUGUCAUCAGAAAGAACAACUCUAAAAAACGAUACUCUGGCUGCAGUACCUCUGAGAGCUUGAUGUCUCCGGUUAAGCAAGCUCCGCAGAAGGCGCCCUCCGACACAGAGGGCCUGGUAAACAGCGUGCCCGCCAGAUCACACCAGGGCCCAGUCAUUUACGCGCAGUUAGAUCACUCCGGGGGACAGCACAGCGACAAGAUCAACAAGUCAGAGUCUGUGGUCUACGCCGACAUUCGGAAGAACUGAGAUCCUCAGCUAUCCAAAGGACAACACACAUUCAGACUGGAAUUGCUUGAGCAAGAUUUCACCCAGAGAACUCACAUGUGGCCUUUGAUGCCUAGGCUAGGACCAAUGCAUGUGCAUACAGAGGGAGAAAUAUAUAUGUAUUGUGUGUAAAUAGUCUAUUUAAUCGUACAGAAGUGAGACCAAUGUUGCAUGUUGAAAUGCGGUAAGAAUUUUGCUUAUAAAUUGCCAAUAUUCUUUUUUUUUUGUAUCUUGUGUGACGAGAGAGAAAGUGAAAACUCGCAUCACAAUUUUAAAAUAUUUUUAUCUUGAUUAUUAAUGGAGAAACUGGAAGAUGCCUGAAGAUUCUAGACUGACCUGGAGAUUCUUUUUUCUUUGCUUAUAGGGCCCAAUUUCUUUUGUUGAGGUGACUAUAAAGAAGAUGUUUUCUUUAUAUUCAGAAUUCUUUAUGUAUACAGGGUAUUUAUCUUUCCUUGGUCACAUUCUCAGUAGAGGCUGCCUUCUCAAGUAAACUAGACCAUCUCACUUGGUCUUGUAAGCCAAAUUCUAACUCCUAGCUAUCAGAAAUGUAUGUCUUAGCAGUGUGAGUGAAGGAAACCUUUAGGCCUACCUGACCUGUGUAACGUGGGUCACAAAACUGUUUACUUCUCGAUGAGCCCAGCUAUUAAAGCUUAGUCCUUUAAGAGGCAGGGAUAGUGUUGAUCUAAUGAAUUCUGUGAAAUGGUAGUUUACCUGUGAAAACGAAGGAGAUAGUGAGUUAAAGGCAUAGGAAGCUGUAGCUGUAGGUGGUUACUUCAGACUCUGUUGAACCUUUCAGUGAAAUAUUUCUUCCUCAAAGCUCUGUCAUUUCAUGCAAGCGUUAAAAAGGGCUGCAAGGGAUCUGGAAGCUGUAGUACCCCCAUACCUCUCUCCCAUGUCUCCAAUAUGCCACUGUCACCUCCUUGGAGGUGCUUUAUCUGUUCUCAAAAGCCUGUAGUGGAGGCUGAACAACUUCUGGAGGAAAUCUAGGGCACUUUGUGUUUUUUGAUGUGUGUUUUUGUUUUUGUUUUUUUUUUUUAAUGUGUGACCAUUAUUUGCACAGAGAAUGCAGCUGGGCAGUUUAUUGCCUUCAUCUCUGCAAGUCUAGUGCUUGAAUACAAUUCUCCAGCCUCUUGUUUCUAGGUUAAACUCCUCCUAGAUUGUUAAGGAUCUCUGCUGAUGAGGAUUUCUUUUGCUGACCUAUUGUAUCCUGAAAUCUGGUGCUCAAAACUAGAAGUGGCCUUCCAGCAGAGAUUUUCUCAAGGUGGCAUAUAGAAGACAGAUUUCUGUUUUGUUUUGGAUUGUUAUUUUUUGGCAGCAAAUAGUUUUCAGUUUGGUCUAUGGUAACCCCUUUUCUCUGAUUCUUACCCAUUUACUAGUUCAGUCUGUUUCACAGAAUCAGUCCCAGAAUGGUUGAGGUUGGAGGAACCAACUCUGGGGAUCAUCCAGUCUUCCUCCAGCAGUGUUAGCCAGAGGAGGCUGCCCAGCACUGUGCCCAGUUUUGAGCAUCUCCACAGGUGGGACCUCUACAGCAUCUCUGGGCAACCUGUUCCAAACAAACUCAAGCCCACAUUUGACUCUUAACACCAAGCACAUGAAAAAUAGUUACAGGCCCAUGGCAGCCCUUUCACAACCACAUUAGAUAAUCCUUUAAUUAUGACAGUGCAAUUUUUAAUAACUAUUUUGUGUACAGUGGGAGUUUUGUCCCCAACAAAGUUAGGUAUGCCAACAUUAUAGUCUUUCAUCAGGAUCAGACUUCACAGGUAUCCUGACAACAGCUGCUUUUAUUAGAAAUCAACCGGUUUAUUUUUGUAUGCAUGUACUGGGUAGAUCUUAGGACAUUGUCCUCGAUGCCAGAACCAGCCUCUUAAAACUGGGGCUCAGAAGGAAACCAUGGAUUAAUUUAUUCUGCCAUAUGUCAGUUGCUAAUCCUGCAGUACCUGAAUUUGUGUAAUUCUUCUUCCAAGACUUGGCUGGUUUCAAAAAAAGGGCAUGUUUCAGUUUUAAAGCAUCAGUUUUUCAGGUAUUUGCCAAGUCUUGUAGGGAACUGAGACACCAAGCUGUGGCUAACUAACAGCUCUGUAAAUAUUUUAGCAUUUUAUUUUUUGGAAAUAACAUAUACAAGAUGAAAAACGGACUAAUUUCUUCUUCACA
Messenger RNA from Lonchura striata (white-rumped munia), 3156 nucleotides. It is a transcript of the gene MPZL1, whose product is annotated as myelin protein zero like 1. NCBI's taxonomy places the organism in Eukaryota, Metazoa, Chordata, Aves, Passeriformes, Estrildidae. The record is from RefSeq and is a predicted model, not a curated record. Gene Ontology annotation, cellular component: plasma membrane; cell surface; focal adhesion.